Theileria orientalis strain Shintoku is the source of this 576-nucleotide messenger RNA. RefSeq lists its product as uncharacterized. The coding region runs from base 1 to 576 and encodes 191 amino acids. The record is from RefSeq and is a predicted model, not a curated record. The transcript has 5 exons. Gene Ontology annotation, biological process: tRNA wobble adenosine to inosine editing. Gene Ontology annotation, molecular function: tRNA-specific adenosine-34 deaminase activity. NCBI's taxonomy places the organism in Eukaryota, Apicomplexa, Aconoidasida, Piroplasmida, Theileriidae.
AUGGGAGAUUUCACUGAUAAGGAGAUUGAAUUUUUCAUGAAAACAGCGCUCGAUGAAGCUAAAGUUGCUUUAGAUAGGGAGGAAGUCGCUGUCGCCUGUAUUAUAGUUUCGAAGGACACCAAACAGGUGGUCGUAUCCUCUUCCAACGCCACCAACUUGACCUACAAUUCCACCUGGCACUGUGAGCUUGAGGCGAUAAACAAGCUGAUUGAGAUGGAGCCUAAUGGCCACAGGUCUGCAGCUGACGUCCACAAGUUGAGGGAGUUUACCUCCAAAUUUGCUCUUUUCGUCACCUGUGAGCCUUGCAUAAUGUGCACAACUGCCUUGCAACUUAUCGGCUUAACCGAGGUUUAUUAUGGAUGCGCCAACGAGAAGUUCGGAGGCUGCGGGUCUGUGUUGUCUCUUCACGAAAGCAACGGAGAUCUGCCUAAAAUGAACUGCAAGGGCCACAUAUUUUCCGACGAGGCCAUUAAGCUUCUUCAGACGUUCUACUCCCGGGGGAACCCUCGAGGUACUCACCGAGCUUAUAACUAUUUUUCAGCUCCCAAGCCCAGUAGAAAGAGGAAACUAACUUAA